Messenger RNA from Gracilinanus agilis (Agile Gracile Mouse Opossum), 984 nucleotides. It is a transcript of the gene FFAR2, whose product is annotated as free fatty acid receptor 2. The transcript has a single exon. Gene Ontology annotation, cellular component: plasma membrane. Gene Ontology annotation, biological process: G protein-coupled receptor signaling pathway; cellular response to fatty acid. Bases 1 to 984 code for a protein of 327 amino acids. Lineage: Eukaryota; Metazoa; Chordata; Mammalia; Didelphimorphia; Didelphidae. Gene Ontology annotation, molecular function: G protein-coupled receptor activity. The record is from RefSeq and is a predicted model, not a curated record.
AUGACAGAAAAAUAUCUGCUCCUCGCUCUCUACACCAUGACCUUGCUCAUCGGUCUUCCCACCAACCUCCUGGCCCUUCGUGCCUUUGUCCGGCGCGUGCGGCAGCCCCACCCUGCCCCGAUCCAUGUCCUUCUACUCAGCCUUACACUGGCAGAUCUCCUCCUACUGUUUAUGCUGCCCUUCAAGAUCAUGGAGGCUGCCAGUAACUUCUUGUGGCCCCUGGGCAAGGUAGCCUGUGCCCUUACUGGCUUCGGCUUCUACAGCAGCAUUUACUGCAGCACCUGGCUGCUGGCUGGAAUCAGCAUCGAGCGUUACCUGGGGGUGGCCUUCCCCGUCCAAUACAAGCUCUCCCGGCGGCCCAUCUAUGGGCUCGCUGCAGCUCUGGUCUCCUGGAUCCUGUCCUUCGGACACUGCAGCAUCGUGAUCAUAGUGGAGUACUUGGGACCGAGAAACAAGACAACAAACCAGACCAUCUUUGAAUGCUAUGACCAUUUUAACGAAGAUCAGCGGAAAGUGGUUCUCCCCGUCCGGCUGGAGCUCUGCCUCGUCCUCUUCUGCCUGCCUAUGGUCGUGACUGUCUUCUGUUACUGGCGCUUCGUGUGUCUCAUGCUCAGCCAGCCACAGGUGGGGGUCCAGCGACAGCGAAGAGCCGUGGGUCUUGCCAUUGUGACUCUUCUCAACUUCCUUCUCUGCUUUGGACCUUACAACGUCUCCCAUGUGGUAGGGUAUUUUGAAGGCGAAAGCCCAAGCUGGAGAAAGUAUGCUGUGAUGUUCAGCUCCCUCAAUGCUGGCCUCGAUCCCCUCCUUUUCUACUUCUCUUCCUCUGCUGUCCGCCGAACCGUUGGAGAUGGACUGAUGGCUCUGCGGAAUCAAGGGGCCUCCCUUCUGGGCCGCUGGGGUAGAGGUACUUUGGAGACAGACACAGGAGACAAUGGUUUGAGCCAAGGGGAUGGUGUGGCAAGUUCUGACUUUACCACGGACUAA